AUGAGAAAAACUCUCGUUAACGCUCUCAUUUUACCGCAUAUCGACUAUUGUUCUGCAUUAAAUGGCAUUGGUACAGUACUUGAUAAAGCUCUGCAGCGACUGGUAAACAAGGGCGUGCGCUAUAUAUUGGGGUUGCCUUGGGACUCACCAAUUUCUCAAGCUAGAAAUGAGCUAGGAUGGCUAACUACUUCCAAAGUAAGAGCGCGUGUGCUGAUUAUGAUAGUUCGUAAGGCUCUCAUUGAACGAACACCAUCUUACUUAGCUGACCUUAUUGCUGUUUACACGGCAGCCAGAAAUCUGCGUAGCCUUAGCUCUUCUACUACACUUGUUAUCCCACAACAUCGCAUCGAAGCUUGUAAAGCUUCGUUUGCUGUGGCUGCUCCAUAUGUGUGGAAUGAUCUCCCAGAGAGCAUCCGAAGUAUUCGAUGUACAACGACUUUCAAGCAAGAAUUGCAUAAGUGA
Messenger RNA from Microplitis mediator, 462 nucleotides. RefSeq lists its product as uncharacterized. Bases 1 to 462 code for a protein of 153 amino acids. The transcript has a single exon. The record is from RefSeq and is a predicted model, not a curated record. Lineage: Eukaryota; Metazoa; Arthropoda; Insecta; Hymenoptera; Braconidae.